UUAUGUCCGGGGUAAAAAAUUAAGUACAUACAUUAAAAUAAAAUAGUCUCAUUUGUUUUUUAUAUUGCUAUUAACCAAGUUAAAUAAAAAGUUGUACCAGAAUAAUGUACUCUUAGAAUCAAUGGUAUCUUGCGCCAAAAUAAUUCUGCGCUCGAUUUAUUAUCCUGCCGGGCGGGCGCGCGACGUGCGAUCCGUUGAUCUUGCGCGCGGCCGCGGCAGUGGCUGUUUACGGGACAAGAACUGCUGCUGCGCACGGCCCGCGCGUUCACAUAAACUGAACAUAUAAUGCUUCUGUUUUAUAUGUUGUUAACUCUACUCAGAUUGAGCAAUAACGCGAGACAAACGCGUCUGCGUUCUGGAUGAUGUAUCGCUCUCUGUUUGCCUUCAGCUCUGCGGAGCGGAACGCGCUGCGCUUCCCCGCGGGCGAAUCUUUUUUCAUCCUCGAGCGCAGCAGCGCGCACUGGUGGCUCGCGACGCGCUGCAGCUCCGGCGAGACGGGAUACAUCCCUGCGUCAUAUAUAGAGAAGAUAGAGGCUCCUGAGCACGAUGAGGUUCUGCAGUCUAUCGAUCGAGCCAUUGAGUCCAUUCACAAUGUGGCCAUGACAAACGGAGGAAAAUAUAACCUGGAGCAGAGAGACGUCCUGCAGAAGUUGAUCCAUCACAGGAAAGAGACGCUGUCCCGAAGAAGCCCAACUUCAUCCGAUCACAAGCAGAAACUCCCAUCAUCCUCCAGUGAGAUGUCUCUGAGCCGCACGCCGCUGCCGCCCAACGGUUUGAGUCGAGCUCACAGCUGUCAGAACACAGAGAGAGAAGCUGAACUCUAUCAGGUUCCCCCUCAUCCUCGCAGAGCUGCACCUGUAACUCCGCCUCCUCCAGAGAAACACAGACAGCAGGAACCCAGAGAGCCAGAAGUGUCAUCAAGAGUUUCCUCCCCAAGCUCCACCCACAGUGCUGUUCCUCCAUCUAUCAGCUCCGCCUCUUUAGACUCUGUGAUGUCCUCAGACGUCAGUCUUCCCAGUGUCAGUAGUACACCUCCUCCUGUCCCGAAGCGAGGCAAGGCUCCGCCCCCUCCUGCAGCUGACCAAUCCUCAUCUCCAAUAUCCCAGCAAGAUGCUUCUUAUAACAGUCCGGCAUCUCAGCCAAUCAGCUCACAGGCCCCGCCCCCAUCCGGUCAAUCCCCUACUCCGGAUCCUUCUGAAAAAAGGCCGGCACCUCGGCCAAUGAAAUGGCAGCCCACCGCUGAUCCCCAGAAUGAGGCCAAGUGGCCGGUUGCCCAACCUCCUGUUUCUCUCAGCCCCCCUGGCAGCCCCUCCCAGUCCUCUGAUGUUCCCAUGACGAUCGGACCGGAGCUGAUUGAAUUGGUGCGGAAGAACACGAGUCUUAGUUACGACCUGUCGAGGGUCGCCGUGGGUGUGGUAGUGGGUCACCUGCAGGGCGUUCUGCCAAAGUCGUCGAGUGAUCUGGAGCGUGUUCUGAUGUCACUGGUGGAGAGUAAGGAUGUGAGUUCAGCGCUGCCGCUCGGGCAGGUGUCUCACGACGAGCAGCGGCUGCAGGUCAUCUUCAGCGAUCUGGCCCGUCACCGUGACGACGCGCAGCAGCGCAGCUGGGCUCUGCAUGAAGAUUACGCGCUCAUCGCAUGUUACCUGGAGGAGUUACUGCAGAUACUGACGGAUGCUGAUCCUGAGGUGUGUAAGAAGAUGUGUCGAGUGAACCAGUUCGAGCCGGUUCUGUCGCUGGUGUCCUACUAUCAGAUGGAGAAUCGCGUGUCCCUGCGCCUGCUGCUGCUCAAGGUCUUUGGUGUCAUGUGCGGUCUGGACGCGGCGCUCAUCUCCACCCUCCUGAACUCAGUGUUGGCGAUGGAGCUGGCGCGCGACCUGCAGAACGACACCAGCGAGCACGACAAGAUGUGUUACAGCGCGCUGCUGAUGGCCAUGAUCUUCUCCACGGGUGAACAGGUCCCGCUGCAUCACUACGAUCAUCUGGACGCAAGUCUCCUGCAGUUCCUGUUGGACGUGAUUGAGGACGGAUUGACCUCUGACCCCACAGAGCAGCUGCCCGACCUCUUCAUCAACCUCCUGCUGGCCUUCAACCUCCACUUGAGCGUACCAGAGAGUAAUAUUGUCAUGCAAGCGCUGAUCAAGAGACACAAUGUGAAGAUUCUCCCAGAGAAAAUUCUGCUGUUACUCAACAGAGGAGAGGAUCCUGUGUGUGUGUUCACACACUCUCCCACCGCUCCUCACGCUGUGCUGAAGUUUCUGCAGGACGUGUUGUCCAGUCGAGACACUGCAGACAUUUUCUACCGCACAGAUCUGAUGGUGAUGAUUGACAUCGCAGUGAGACAGAUCUCAGACCUGUCGCCCGGUGAUAAAAUGCGUAUGGAGUAUCUGUCUCUCAUGCACGCUAUUAUGCGUUCGACGGAUUAUCUGGACCAUCAGCAUCGGCUGUGUGACCUACAGGCAGUGCUGCAAAGGAUUCUGGGAGAGGAGGAUGACUCCGGUUGUGUGGACGAGGGUUCCAGCAGACAGAUGGAUAAACUCAUCGUGCAGCAGAUCUAUAAAGAAUUCCCUCAGAUCUGUACAAACUGAUGGGAAAAAAUCGUCUGUAGUUGCCAAAGCCAUCCAUCGUGUUUUAUGACUCUACCUCUUCACACAUCACAACACUCACUGUCUGAUGUUCUGUAAUAUUUCUGUUCUGUUCACAUCUGAACACUGACAGUAAAACAC
Messenger RNA from Triplophysa dalaica, 2723 nucleotides. RefSeq names its product NCK-interacting protein with SH3 domain-like. NCBI's taxonomy places the organism in Eukaryota, Metazoa, Chordata, Actinopteri, Cypriniformes, Nemacheilidae. Gene Ontology annotation, molecular function: protein binding; Arp2/3 complex binding. The record is from RefSeq and is a predicted model, not a curated record. Gene Ontology annotation, biological process: endocytosis. Bases 360 to 2585 code for a protein of 741 amino acids. The transcript is spliced from 13 exons.